AUGGCCGCUGCUGGCUCCAUCACUGUUGCCGUUCGCGUUCGGCCUCCGACCCCAUCCGAGGCCGCACGUCUCCCCCAGCAAGUAUACGACGCAUGCAUCCGUGGCGACGGUGCCCUCUCCACGCCGGGGCGCGUGGCCAACACAUCAACGCUCCGCGACAUUGUUCAAAUCGUCGAUGACCGCGUCCUCACCUUCGACCCGAUGGAGAAGGACCAGACCCGCGCAUUCGUCGAGCGGGGGUUCCUUCCACCAGGCACGAAGCGGUACAAGGACAGGAGGUUCAUAUUCGACCGCGUCUUCAGACAUGACGCGACACAGGCGGAGGUGUACGGGGCGACCGCGCGUCCGCUGCUCAAGACCCUGUUGGAUGGGUACAACACCACAAUCUUUGCUUACGGCGCUACCGGCUGUGGCAAGACGCACACAAUAAGCGGCACAGACUCCGACCCAGGAAUCAUCUAUCUCACAAUGGCGGACCUCUUCCAGGAGAUCGAGGACCGCAAAGAAGACUACAUCGUCGACGUCAUGGUCACCUUCCUAGAAAUCUACAACGAGGAGAUCCGCGACCUCCUCGCCGAGCCCGGCAACCCCGCCCCGCGCGGUGGUCUGCAAAUACGAGAAGACAAGAGCGUCAAGGUCGUCGGUCUCACCGAGCUCCGUCCUAUGAACGCAGACGAGGUGAAGCAGAUCGUUCUCCUUGGGAACUCGCGCCGCACGCAGAGUCCAACACACGCAAACGAGACGAGUUCGCGUUCGCAUGCCGUCCUCCAAGUACACGUGACCCAAGCCCCACGGACUGCUGCAUUGACCGAGCAGAAGACGAUGGCGACGCUUUCUAUCAUCGACCUGGCGGGCAGCGAGCGCGCGGCCGCGACGACGAACAUGGGCCAGCGCAUGGUAGAAGGCGCGAACAUCAACAAGUCGCUUCUCGCCCUCGGCAACUGCAUCAACGCCCUCUGCGAGAGCGGGGGCGCCAUCCGCCACGUGCCCUACCGGAACAGCAAGCUCACGCGGCUGCUCAAGUUUUCGCUUGGGGGCAACUGCAAGACGGUGAUGAUCGUCUGCGUCGCGCCGACGAGCGCGCACUUCGACGACACGCACAACACGCUUAUCUACGCUGAGCGUGCGACGAAGAUAAAGACCAAGGUCAUCACGCGCAACGUCGUCAACGUCGACCGCCAUGUCGGCCAGUACGUCGAGGCGAUCAACCGCCUCAACCUCGAGGUCGCCGAGCUCAAGGAGAAGCUUGCGGGUAGGCGCGACCAGGAGCGCGAGGCGGAGAAGCGCAAGCGUCGCGAGGCGCUGCUUGAAGUCGAGCGGGCCAAGAGCGACCUGAAGCUCAAAGCGGAGCAGAUGCAGCCCAGCAUCGCGGACGGCGCGAACUGCGCGGGCAAGCUCGCCGUUGCCGAGGCGAAGCUCAAGGUUAUCCGCGCGCGUCUCGCAGAGCUGGACGCGCAGGCCGCGGACUCGUCCACCCCACUCUCUUCCGACCUCGAGACGGAGCGGGUGUUGCUGCAGGCUCUGGCUGGCCCCGAGGAGCAGAUCCUCAGGGCGGAGAGCGCGCUCAACGUCCGCGUGCAGCGCGCGAGCAACUCCGGGGCGCUCUUCGACGCCACCCUGCGAGCUGUCCAGGAGCGCCGCUCGUCAGACAAGCUGGACGAGGUUUCUGUGGAGAACGUGAAGCUGGACGCUCGCUGGCGCAAGGCAGAUAUGGAGCGUGUCAAGGCGGAGGCGCAGACACAGGCCCUCCGAGAAGCGGUCACCGCGCAGACGGAGGCGCUUGUGAGCCUCGUUGGGCUCGUCGGACGCUGCACGGUCAUGCUUGGGGAGGCGGGGAGAGCGCUUACCGCUGCGACGGGGGAGGGCCGCGAAGGGCUCGAGUCGACGGCGAAGUCGCUCAGCGUCUCGCUGAAGAGCGUCGCGGAGGGCAACGACGCGGCGUUCAAGUCGCUCCUUGGGCACUCGAUCGCUUCCUAUACCGUCGCCCCUGUCCAGGAAAGCGCGUCCGCGCUCAGCAGCUUCAAAGGAUUCGCGAGCCUUGGCCAUGGACGCGUCGUGUCUGGUCCAAUCGUGUCACAGCAAUCGAAGACGAAGGUGUCACGGCGGUCUUCCUCGUAUGGCUCCAGCUCUCCUCUCCGCAAAUCGGUCAAGAGUCCGCGGAGAUCGCUUCGUUCGAGCCUUGCGGCAUCAUCGGCGCCGUAUAGGCGCGUAUCGGACAAGGACAAGGGGAAGAAGAAGGGCGUCCAGUGGCGAGACUACGCGGGCCAGGGCGACCUUGACGACGGCGGCGAGGGAUCCGCUUCUGGUUCGGGACCCGUGGUCGUCUCCGUCACCCCCGCCGAUGCCGGCUCAGCAUCGUUCUCGAUCCCGGCGGAGACAUCGCAGCGUAACGUGUCCAUCGGGGGCUCCGAGAGCGAAUGGGAGGACGAGAAAACGGACACGAGCAUGGAAUUCACCCUCUUCUCCAAACCCUCGACGUCCUCCGCCGGCGCGUCGUCGUCUUCCGCCAGCAGCUCCACGCGCGGCGCUCUCGGGAAGCGACCAAGGGCAAGCCGUCUCGAUCCUGGUUUCCUCAAGUCACGGUCACGCGCCUCGGCACUGGGCAGCCUCGUCGAGGACGACGAGUCUGCAGCGCUGGGCUCGCCGCAGCGCAACGCUCCGCUCAUGGACCGCAACAUGAACCGCGCCCCUUCUCCCUCAGACGAGUCGAGCAGCUCGUCGACGGCCGUAGGCAAGGCGCGCGAGCGGCACCACAACAGCCCCGCCAAGCGCGGGCCGUCGACCCCCAAGGCUGCCAGCAAGAGUGGCCACAGUCGCCGGCGGUCGAACAUCGGGCCCAUGCGCGUCGAGCGGCCCCGGCGGCGGUCGAGCCUGAUCCCCCAGCUGUCGCCCCAGGCCCGCGCCUCGCUGGGCGGCGGGGGCUCAUCCUCCGUCCUCGGCAAGGGUCCCAGGCGGGUGCCGCUGGGCGAGCGAUCGCCGGCGAAGCGGCCGAAGAGGAUGUCGUUGCUGGCGGUGUCCUCUGCGCGCAUCGCGUCUAGCCGGCUGAAGGCCGCGGACCCGAACGCGAGCAUGGACGUCAGCUUCCGCAGCGGGAGCGCUGCUGGCGGCUCGAGGCCGACUUGGCGGUGA
Dichomitus squalens LYAD-421 SS1 is the source of this 3129-nucleotide messenger RNA. Its product is annotated as kinesin-domain-containing protein. Gene Ontology annotation, molecular function: microtubule motor activity; ATP binding; microtubule binding. Gene Ontology annotation, biological process: microtubule-based movement. The record is from RefSeq and is a predicted model, not a curated record. Lineage: Eukaryota; Fungi; Basidiomycota; Agaricomycetes; Polyporales; Polyporaceae. The coding region runs from base 1 to 3129 and encodes 1042 amino acids. The transcript is spliced from 3 exons.